CGGGUCACCAGGCAUCAAGUCAUUUGGCUCGACAGCGAGCACCGCGUCAUCUGGCAAGGCAGUGGGCUCCGAGUCAACUGGCAUGACCGCGGGCACUGGGGCAGACAUUGAAUCGUCUGGCUGGACAGCGGGCAUCGGGUCACCAGGCAUCAGGUCAUUUGGCUCGACAGCGGGCACCGCGUCAUCUGGCAAGGCAGUGGGGCUCCGAGUCAACAGACACGACAGUGGGCACCGGGUCAUCAGGUAUCGGAUUGUCUGGCUCGACAGCGGGCAUCGGGUCACCAGGCAUCAGGUCAUUUGGCUUGCCAGCCGGCACCGCAUCAUCUGGCAAAGCAGUGGGCACCGAGUCACCAGGUACGACAGCGGGCUCUGGGUCAACUGGCACGACAGCGGGCACCGGAUCAGGUACUGGAUCAUCUGGAUCAACAGCGGGCAUCGAGUCAACUGG
This is a messenger RNA of Staurois parvus, 448 nucleotides long. NCBI's taxonomy places the organism in Eukaryota, Metazoa, Chordata, Amphibia, Anura, Ranidae. The record is from the annotation of a GenBank genome assembly.